Messenger RNA from Coffea arabica (coffee), 1110 nucleotides. RefSeq lists its product as uncharacterized. Gene Ontology annotation, molecular function: RNA-DNA hybrid ribonuclease activity; nucleic acid binding. Lineage: Eukaryota; Viridiplantae; Streptophyta; Magnoliopsida; Gentianales; Rubiaceae. The record is from RefSeq and is a predicted model, not a curated record.
AUGGGGACUGUCAGGAUAGGAUAUAUGGUGGCUAAGGAGUUGCAACAAGUAAGGACAGAAGUAGGAGUGCAGCAGGAGAAGAGUAGUAGAAAUGAGCAAGGAACUGAGGUGUGGAAAUUCCUAUGGGAUCUUAAUAUGAAACAUAAACUUAAGCAUUUUAUAUGGAAACGACUGCAAAAUAUUUUGCCAGUUAAUGAGGUGAUCAAAAGAAGGGUUGGAAGAGGAUCUGAGUUGUGUGCUUGCUGUGGGGAACAACCUGAAACUGUGGAACAUAUGUUUUUCUAUUGUAAACACGCAGAGUUGAUAUGGAAAGCUUCACCAAUUCAGUGGGAUGGUUUACUGGAGUUCAGGAAAAGUGUUUGGUUAUGGUGGAAUAGUUUAAUGGAGGCAAAGGCAAGGGAUGCGGGGAAGGAACACAUUUGCCUCACAGUGAAUUUACUUUGGCAAAUUUGGAAGUCUAGAAAUAGAGUUCAGUUUGAGAGAGAGGUUGGGUGUCCAGGAAUAGUAGGAAUGAAGGCAGUGCAGGAAUGGAAUGAAUAUGAGGUAGCCCGGCACAAAGAUGAGAGGAAGGUAUGGGAGGAAAAGAUUAAGCAGAAAGCUCCAACAGAGUGGCUGCCUCCAGUAGAAGGUUUUGUUAAGUUGAAUGUGGAUGCAGCGCUGAGCACAGUAAAAGGGGUAGUAGGGUGGGGAGUGGUUGCAAGGCAAGAGAAUGGAGGAAUGCUGAAAGCUUGGGCUGGGAGGGGCGAAAGGUAUACUGAAGCUGUGGUGGAGGAAGCAAAUGCCAUUCUAAUAGCACUUGUCAAAGCUGGAAGGAUAGGGCGAAGGAAGGUUAGGGUCCAAUCUGAUUGCAAAGGAGUGGUGGAGAGCAUCAGAAUAGGCUGCAGACAGGAUCCGAAGGUGGGAGCAAUUGUAGAAGAUAUUCUUAGGUUGAAGGACCAGUUUGAGAACUGUUACUUUUCCUUUGUCAAAAGGGAAGGAAACUGUGUGUGUCAUUAUUUGGCAAAAUUUGCCAUGCAUGUGACAAGUGAUAUUGAGUGGGAAGAGUUUUUCCCAAUUUGGUUAGUAAACCUAGCCAAGAAAGAUGUACGAGACAUUGCUCACCCUAUGUAG